Aspergillus affinis is the source of this 1221-nucleotide messenger RNA. Its product is annotated as NAD(P)/FAD-dependent oxidoreductase. The transcript is spliced from 3 exons. The coding region runs from base 1 to 1221 and encodes 406 amino acids. The record is from RefSeq and is a predicted model, not a curated record. NCBI's taxonomy places the organism in Eukaryota, Fungi, Ascomycota, Eurotiomycetes, Eurotiales, Aspergillaceae. Gene Ontology annotation, molecular function: electron-transferring-flavoprotein dehydrogenase activity; flavin adenine dinucleotide binding. Gene Ontology annotation, cellular component: cytoplasm.
AUGGUAUAUAUUCUCCGUCUCCUCGCCGGCGUCGUGCAACAAGGCCUCACUACUGUUUUUCACUUUCUCACUAUCAACUAUUUCGCUGAGCUUCCUCCUCCACCGGGACCAAUGAAGAAGAUAGUGAUCCUGGGUGGCUCCUUCGCGGGAAUCAGCACUGCCCAUCGCAUUCUCAAGAAGUCUGCAAAAACCGGUCCAGUCAAGAUCACUCUCGUAUCGCCAAACACUCACUUCUACUGGAACGUCGCCGCCCCGCGAGCGAUCCUCCCCGGUCAAAUCGACGACGAGAAGGUGUUCCUGCCUAUCGUGGAGGGGUUCAAACAGUAUAAGGAUAGCGAAUAUGAGAUCAUUACCGGGCGCGCCCAGAGCCUUGACUUUGAAACCAAGACGGUCGAGAUCAUAAACGAAUCCGGCGAGCGAACACUCGAUUACGACUACCUGAUUCUUGCGACUGGGUCGCGCACUGUCGGCGAAAUCCCGUUUAAAACUCUCGACACCACCGAGAAUACCAAAGAGGCUCUGCACGACUACCAAGAACAAGUGAAGAAGGCCAAGACGAUCGUUAUCGGCGGUGCCGGACCCACGGGCGUCGAAACGGCUGGUGAGUUGGCGUUCGAGUAUGGGAAACAAAAGCGAACCAUCCUGAUCACACCCGCCACUCGAGUUCUCGACUCCGCCAUCCCCAGCGUCUCCAAAGUCGCAAGCGACAUCCUUCAUAAACUCACUGUCGAAGUGAAACUCUCCACGAAAGUCACCUCAUCAUCACCCACUUCCUCCGGUCAGCUCGAACUCACCCUCUCAUCCGGCGAAAAGAUCCUCACGGACAUGUACAUCCCUACCUACGGCGUGGUGCCGAACAGCUCCUACAUCCCCGCCUCAUACCUUGACGACAAGGGUUUCGUGAAAGUGGAUCAGCAGUUCCGCGUGAGCGGACAAUCCAACGUCUUUGCCAUUGGGGAUGUGUCGAAUCUCGAACCCCCGCAGCUCAUGUUCGUCGAUAAGCAGUCAACUCAUCUGGCGAAGAAUAUCGUCCUGGUGCUGGGUGGGAAGCAGUCGGUGGAGUACAAAUUGGGUCCGAAGGGCCUCGGUCUUCAAAUCGGCCGCAAAACAGGGACCGGACACUUGGGGAACUUCAAGAUUCCAGGCUUCCUGGUACACAUGCUGCGCAAGAACUUGUUCUUGGAUAAGGUGGCGCCGCUAGUUGAUGGGUCUGCCUUUUAA